AUGCAGCUGACUGGUUACUACUUUUUGGGCUGCAGUAUUUUCUUAGCUUCAGGAUACAACUCCUUUAGUAAGAGCAUGGAGGCGAUAGGGAAGAAGCAGUACCAGGUUCAGCACGGGCCAUGCAGCUACACCUUCCUUCUGCCCGAGACAGACAACUGCCCAUCGUCCACCUCCUACGUGCCCAACGCAGUGCAAAGGGAUGCGCCUUUAGAUUAUGAUGAUUCGGUUCAAAGACUGCAACUACUUGAAAACAUCAUGGAAAACAACACUCAGUGGCUAAUGAAGCUUGAGAAUUACAUCCAAGACAAUAUGAAGAAAGAAAUGGUAGAGAUCCAGCAAACUGCAGUGCAGAACCAGACUGCAGUAAUGAUUGAAAUAGGCACAAACUUACUAAAUCAAACAGCUGAACAGACCCGCAAAUUAACAGAUGUUGAAGCACAAGUAUUAAACCAGACAACCAGACUUGAACUUCAGCUUUUGGAACACUCUCUUUCAACAAACAAACUAGAAAGACAGAUUUCAGAUCAGACCAACGAGAUAACUAAAUUGCAAGAAAAAAACAGUGUUCUAGAAAAAAGAGUUCUUGAGAUGGAAGACAAGCACACACUUCAGCUGAAGUCAAUAAAAGAUGAAAAAGAUCAGCUUCAAGUCCUAGUAGCCAGACAGAAUUCUAUUAUAGAGGAACUAGAAAAGCAGUUGGUUACAGCUACAGUAAACAACUCAGUUCUGCAAAAACAGCAACAUGAUCUGAUGGAGACUGUUCAUAACUUGCUUACUAUGAUAUCUACACCUAACUCAGCUAAGAACAACUUCAUAGCUAAAGAGGAGCAAAUCAGCUUCAAAGACUGUGCUGAAGCUUUCAAAUCUGGACUGACAGCAAGUGGAAUCUACACCUUAACAGUUCCAAACACUGCACAAGAAAAGAAGGCCUACUGUGACAUGGAAAGUGGUGGAGGAGGUUGGACGGUCAUUCAGAGACGUGAAGAUGGCAGCGUGGACUUUCACCGGACAUGGAAAGAGUACAAGAUGGGAUUUGGUGAUCUUGCUGGGGAGUACUGGCUGGGAAAUGAGUUUGUUUCUCAGCUGACUAAUCAGAAGCGUUAUGUUCUUAAAAUACACUUGAAAGACUGGGAAGGAAAUGAAGCAUAUGCAUUGUAUGACCACUUCUCUCUAGCAAAUGAAGAACUAAAAUACAGGAUCUACCUUAAAGGACUUACUGGGACAGCAGGCAAAAUAAGUAGUAUAAGCCAACCAGGAAAUGAUUUUAGCACAAAGGAUGCAGACAAUGACAAAUGUAUUUGCAAAUGUUCACAAAUGCUAACAGGAGGAUGGUGGUUUGAUGCAUGUGGUCCUUCUAACCUCAACGGAAUGUAUUAUCCAUUACGACAGAACAACAACAAGUUCAAUGGUAUCAAGUGGUACUACUGGAAAGGCUCAGGAUACUCUCUCAAAGCCACGACUAUGAUGAUUCGACCAGCAGAUUUCUAAAUGCUUUUGCAUUAUGUGAAUUAUGUAUUGUAUAGUCUUCAAAGACUUCAUUUGCUGAACAUAUAUACACACAUCUGCAACUUGUCUCAUUUUCAAGCCCAGAAAAUACGUACUAGUGUUCUGAAGGGAUCAGUUGAGUACAAUUCCUGAAUUGCAAUAGCCGUGAUCAGCUAAAGCUCAUAUUAUUCAACCAGACACAAAGUCUAAAGCAUCAACUUGAUGUAACAGUGAUUUGGCCAAACAACUGAAUGAAAAGAACAUCCAAAAAACUGUCAGACAACUUAAAGACUCUGUUUUACUGAUCAUUUAUGUUAUGUAUGUGUUAGCAAAUAACUGGAACUGUGAAAAAUACCUAAAAUAGUUUUAGAAAUACGCAUUUUGCCUCAUCACUGAAGUUCAAUCAUUACUCUAAUAUAAAACACUUAACUAGAUCUAGAACUAUUUAUCUCUGUUUCAUGUUUGCCUUUUAUGUACAUAAAAAAAUACUGUCAUGUAAUUAGCUCAAUAUUGUAGUUGAUGAAUUCAUUCUUUCCUCCCAUAGUCUCCUAAACAACUUCUUUCACUUAUUCAGGGAUGUUUUCCAAUAGCCUGUAUUAUAUUGUUUAACAGAAGACAAACAGCAUUUAAGUACUUUGCAUUUACUCUUGGGAAAUACCAUGUACAAAAGUCACCAUUUCUUACAGCUUGUACUUACUACUGUCACUAUCUUUAAGUUACAAAAAUCCCUGCAAAUUACACUAUAGUAUGUAUUUCUUUAUAUUUUUAUGAAGAUUGCACUUUUUUUCUUUCCUUAUCAUUUAUCUGUAAAAUAACUGAUCAUUAUCUUAUAAACCGAGACAACGGCAUUAACAGCAGAUGCCUGGUUGUCUAUGACAAUCUGUUAUCACCUGGUGCUGUAGUACCUCUAUAUAUUUUGCAAAAAUAACCUAACUGAAAAAACAUAAUGCAUGUUUUUUGAUACAAUUAAAUCUAUGCUCAUGACUUAAGACACAUUUCUAAAAUAGGAAGAAAAAUCUGAAAGUUAUCUAAGGUCAUACUGUUGUUUUUUUCCAGUAAGGUUAGGACAUCUCCCUAGAAUUUCUCCGUACGUAGGCCCUCAAUGUAUGACACAAUGUGAAUAAAUUACUCUAC
Messenger RNA from Mesitornis unicolor (brown roatelo), 2619 nucleotides. It is a transcript of the gene ANGPT2, whose product is annotated as angiopoietin 2. Gene Ontology annotation, molecular function: receptor tyrosine kinase binding. The record is from RefSeq and is a predicted model, not a curated record. The transcript is spliced from 9 exons. Gene Ontology annotation, biological process: angiogenesis; Tie signaling pathway. NCBI's taxonomy places the organism in Eukaryota, Metazoa, Chordata, Aves, Mesitornithiformes, Mesitornithidae. The coding region runs from base 1 to 1488 and encodes 495 amino acids.